UUAUGCUAAUUAACAAGAAGAAUCCUAAUGAAUCAGAGAUCAACGGUUGGAUUUGUUUUGCUAUCUAAACCAAAAAAUAAUGAAUAAAUUGCUUUUGUCCACAGGAUCAGACUUUCUGUGUGCGACACACAUCAUUCCGGUGAAGAACGAAGAGGGUGUUGUCAUGAUGUUCAUCUUGAGUUUCGAUUAUGUGCUGAAAGAGGGCAGCGUGGAUUCAUUAGACCGACUCAACCACACCUCACCAGCCAGACAAGAACAAAAAAAAGGACGUUUCUUCCGUUUUCGUCUGCCUGCACCACUGAGCAUGCUGGGAGUGAGUAAGCAAUCCCUUCCUCAGGAAGACCCGGACGAGGUGACCAUCCAUUCGGCUGACCCGAAUGAGAAACGCUCUUCCUGCUCGUCAUCUGUUUCUCUUUCCCUUUCUCCACGUGAGCUCCAUCCACCUACCGGCGAGAGCUGUAGCCCCUCCUAUGGAAAUGACACCUGGGCUCUGAUUGGCCAGAAUUAUCUGGGGUCAUGCUCACCUAUCUCAGGGCCACAGGAUCACUCAUCUCCAAGGGGCACCUGGGAGCGGGUGGAGCCCCAGGAGCCUUUGCCAACUGCAUCCAGGAGAGCAUCACGGGCCAGUAUGUGCACAUUUAGGAGAGUAUCAUCUACACAAGAUUUAGAAGGACUCAGUACACAGACGCAGAGGACAUACCGUGAUCGUCAUGCUAGCGAAGAUAAUGGGCGUAGUAUCAAAGUGUCGCGCUCUUGGAUGGCUGGGGGACCAUUUAAUCAGAUCAAGUCCAGCAUUUUGGGUUCCACAUCUGACUCAAACCUCACUAAGUACAGCACCAUCAACAAGAUCCCUCUGAUCACUCUCAACUUCUCAGAGACCAACAAUGACAAGCGGGCAUCAUCUCCGCACUCCUCAGAGAAAACCAUCAUUGCACCAAAGGUCAAAGAUCGAACACACAACGUUACGGAGAAGGUCACACAGGUGCUGUCUCUGGGUGCAGAUGUCCUUCCUGAGUAUAAGCUCCAGGCUCCCCGAAUCCACAAAUGGACCAUUUUACACUACAGCCCCUUUAAAGCAGUCUGGGACUGGGUCAUCUUGCUGCUUGUCAUCUAUACGGCCAUCUUUACACCUUAUUCGGCUGCGUUCCUGCUCAGCGAUGAGGAAGAGGCCGCCAUGCAGCGCUGCGGUUACUCCUGCAGUCCACUCAACGUGGUGGACCUCAUUGUGGAUAUCAUGUUCGUGGUGGACAUUGUGAUUAACUUUCGCACAACCUACGUGAACAGCAACGAUGAAGUGGUCAGUCAGCCCGGCCGAAUAGCAAUCCACUAUUUUAAAGGCUGGUUCCUCAUUGACAUGGUGGCUGCCAUUCCUUUCGACUUGCUCAUUUAUCGCUCCGUAGAAGAUACGACGACUCUGAUUGGUCUUUUGAAGACUGCUCGGCUGCUGCGAUUAGUGCGUGUGGCACGUAAACUCGAUCGCUACUCCGAGUAUGGAGCCGCGGUGCUCUUUCUCCUCAUGUGCACCUUCGCACUAAUCGCUCAUUGGCUGGCCUGCAUCUGGUAUGCUAUUGGAAAUGUGGAGAGGAGCGGCCAAUCUCGGAUCGGUUGGCUUGAUUCUUUGGGUGAACAGCUGGGGAAACCGUAUAAUAAGACGAAUCCUGCAUCAGGACCCUCCAUUAAAGAUAAAUAUGUCACUGCUCUAUACUUCACCUUCAGCAGCCUCACCAGCGUGGGAUUUGGAAACGUCUCUCCAAACACCAACUCUGAGAAGAUCUUUUCUAUCUGUGUCAUGCUUAUUGGAGCGCUGAUGUAUGCCAGCAUAUUUGGAAACGUGUCAGCCAUCAUCCAGAGGCUGUACUCUGGCACGGCACGUUACCACACUCAGAUGCUGCGGGUUCGGGAGUUCAUCCGUUUCCACCAGAUCCCCAACCCACUCAGGCAAAGGCUGGAGGAGUAUUUUCAGCACGCUUGGUCCUACACUAACGGCAUUGACAUGAAUGCUGUGCUGAAGGGGUUCCCAGAGUGCUUACAGGCAGACAUCUGUUUGCAUCUAAAUCGUACACUGCUGCAGAACUGUAAAGCUUUCAAGGGCUCCACUAAAGGUUGCUUACGUGCUUUGGCUAUGAAGUUCAAGACUACACAUGCUCCACCUGGAGACACCUUGGUCCAUGCUGGUGAUGUCAUUUCGGCGCUGUACUUCAUUUCUCGUGGCUCCAUUGAGAUCUUAAAGGGAGAUGUGGUAGUGGCCAUUUUAGGCAAGAAUGAUAUAUUCGGAGAGCCCAUUAACUUAUAUGCGCGUCCUGGAAAGUCAAGCUCUGAUGUGAGAGCACUGACGUACUGUGACCUGCAUAAAAUCCACAGAGAUGAUAUCGUGGAGGUCUUGGACAUGUAUCCAGAGUUCUCAGACUACUUCUGGAGCAACCUAGAGAUCACCUUCAACUUGAGAGAUACUAAUACUAAAGCUGGGUCAAUGAGCAGUGACACUGAAGAUUCUGACCAUGGCUGUCUGGACCAUCACACACGAAGAGCAAAGCUGUUCUUUCAGUCCAAAAGAAACUCUAUCCCACAAGCAGAUGCAGAGAAGACUGAAGAAAAUCUCAAUAAGACGCCUUUCAAAACCCAGAAUUCAAGCAAGCAGCACAAGGAUAGACAAGCUGCUCAUCGGGACUCAGACAUUUUUGCCUCCCAAUCCAGUAGUGAUGAAGAGGAAGAGACGCGACGACUCCCUCUGAUAGUAAACUCUCAGAGCCGUAUCACUAGCAUCAGCAAUGCUAACAAAGACAAGAACCACAACAGCAGCAACUCUUUCAACGCACUGUCAGGUGCUCUUUCUGGGGUUUCAAACAUCUUCAGCUUCUGGGGGGACAGUCGUGGCCACCAUUACCAGGAAGUACCCAGCCACAGCAUGUCCUUACCCUCAUCUUCGGUGCCCUCUAAUACUGUCCUGCACAGUGCUACCCAUCGUCAUUGCACAGAGGUAGAAAAUAGACUGGAAAUGAUACAGAGACAGCUCCACCGAUUGGAGAAGCGCAUGUCAACAGACAUGGGGGCCAUAAUGCAGUUGCUUCAGAGGCAGAUGGUGCUGGUUCCACCAGCCUAUAGCUCUGUAACAUCCCCUGUAGAAGCAUCUCCAAAUCCACCCAAACCAGGCCAGAAACUGGUCCAUCCUGUCAACCCUUUAGAGACAGAAACGCCAGCCAUUCUCUCUGAGAUACUUGACCCCCACGACUUUGCUGACAGUCUCAAAAAGUCCAGUGAAAGUCUUUCAGGUGCAAUGGAGCUCCAACUCCUGGACUCUUCGUUGCAGCCCUCCUCUGAGAGCCCUUCUGGGGCUUAUACUGGACGAUGGCCACAUAACAUGGACCACAAUGCAGCAAAUGCUCCCGAUUAUCUCACAGCUCACACUGAUCACCAACAUACAGUCACAGCUGAUCGAGGUAAUUAUAGUUUUUUAGAUGCUGAGCCUAUUGGAACAGUGCACCAUCAACGAUCUGGACUGAGGUUAGAUUUGGAGUGUUCAAGACGCCUAUCAUUGCCAGUGCAACAUCACACAGAGGAUAAUUCCUCAAUACAAAAACGACAUGGCUCUAAUCCUGGGUGAUAAGAUUGAAACUUGUAUUCAGCAUCUCAGUGGAAAACAAUGCAUGCAUCCUGAUGGACCACAACAAUGUUUGCAGGAUGUUUUGAAGACCUUCUACUUCAGGUUCAUAUUAAUUACCUCAGAAAGUAGAGGCAACAUUAAUGUCCAUGUAGUUUGGUACAUUUGUGUUAGCUGGUCUAACAGUACUUGUGGUUUUUACCUGCCUCUCACUGAAAACGUUUUAUUUUACGAAAGUGUUCUCUUGUUAUUUUGAGGUGUCAAUGUAAUGAUUUGUAUUAGCAUAUCAGUUUUUUUUUAACGGUGUAGUUUUGUGAUGAAUUGAUUGUUUGUUUGGAAGCCUUGGACAUGUAGCAAUACACUGGAGUCCCAUCAGAGUAUGAUUUAUUUAAACACUGUUUUAAAUGAUCGUUUGGAAAUUUUAUCUCAGGUGGAGGAACCCGAAGCUCAUCUCUAGUAGCUGAAAUACCUCAGAGUGAGUGUUUCCAGGGAACACCGGUGAAUCCUGCUGAGUAACAUGUCAUGACUGAAAGCAUGUGUUUAUAUCAUUCAAGGCCACCUAUUGCACAGAUUUUCCCUUGAGAAUAUGUUAUCACUCUGAAUAUAUAAUCAUCAGUUUGGCCAAAGGGUCAAAAUGUGUUAAAUGUUAUUUAGACAGUUUAUGAAUGAAAAUCCAUUUUGAUCAUAAUCCAUAUCAUUAGUGCAAUUAGUGUUAAAAUAUACAUAUAUAAUGCAUAAUAUAAUCAGUUAGCACUGGUUCAUGCCAAACUCAUCCAUUAGUAAACCAUACUAUAAAUGUGAAAGAUAUUUAUAGGGAAUGUGAUUUAUAGAAAGAGUAUAGCUAGGAAUGUUUAUAUGUAUUAUAACAUGAAAUUAAUUGCAAUCCUAAGUAGGAAUAUUUAUUGUAAGCUUACUAUAAAUGAUUAUUGUGCAGAUUUUUUUUCUCUUAUUAACGUAUAA
Puntigrus tetrazona (Sumatra barb) is the source of this 4558-nucleotide messenger RNA. Its product is annotated as potassium voltage-gated channel subfamily H member 7-like. Bases 80 to 3601 code for a protein of 1173 amino acids. Gene Ontology annotation, cellular component: membrane. The record is from RefSeq and is a predicted model, not a curated record. The transcript has 15 exons. Gene Ontology annotation, biological process: regulation of ventricular cardiac muscle cell membrane repolarization; membrane repolarization during action potential; potassium ion transmembrane transport. Gene Ontology annotation, molecular function: inward rectifier potassium channel activity. NCBI's taxonomy places the organism in Eukaryota, Metazoa, Chordata, Actinopteri, Cypriniformes, Cyprinidae.